Messenger RNA from Symbiodinium sp. CCMP2592, 1998 nucleotides. NCBI's taxonomy places the organism in Eukaryota, Dinophyceae, Suessiales, Symbiodiniaceae. The record is from the annotation of a GenBank genome assembly.
AUGUUUGUGUCCACGGAGUUGGAAAGUCAGGUGCAAAUCCUGGAGGGAGAUGUUGAGACGUGGACACAGAUCAUUGCUGAGUAUGGUAAGCUGAGAUCCAGGUUCCCCGGUGUUCGGAUUGUCAUUCUGGGGGAUGCCAACAUUCAUUUGCAAUACCUGGUGCAGCAUGACGACCGGUGCAGUUGCUUGCACUGUGUGCAGAAGGCCACUGACAGAAAGAUUGAAGCUGAUCUUCAUAGAGCAGGCCUUUUUGCCUUCAAUCCCCCUCACCCUACGCAUCAGUCUGGACAUAUCAUUGAUUUGUGUUUUGCUGAAGCAAGUCACCCCAUUGAUGUGGUUGUGGAGCCCUCUGAUAUAGGUCUCUCGGAUCACAAGCUCAUAUGGGCAGACUGCGCUAUUCGACUGCAGUUUUCGUUCCAGCAGUCGGUGGGGCGAGUAAUGUGGGCACGCCCGGGCCUUUGGGAACAUGUGUUCUGUCAAGCCCUUCCAGCGUUGGAAGCGCUGCGUAAUGCUAUAGAGGAGGCCACAGAAGAAAUCUUCGAAGCGCGUUCUCUGCAAGUUAAGCGCAGGAGGGCAAUUCUAGAUGCUGCUGCUUGGGCAAGGGAUGCAAUCGUUUGUCUUCUGGGCCACUGUUUCUCUCUCACCGUAGUGAGGGGUGCACGCUGUACGCAUCCAGGUGCUGGCCAUAAGUGGCCUGAGUCUGUUCCACGCCCAGAAGAUUUUGAUGAUUUUGAUUCCUACAAGUUGGCAAUGGCAGAUUUCAACAUCGGCAUAAGGGAAGGUGUGUUUGAGAAGUUUGUUUCCCUUCGUAACUGUGACCCAAAUGAGGCGAAAAGGUUUCUCUCGGCCUGUGUCAAGAGUAACAAAGGCUUUCAAGUUGCCCUUACAGAUGAGGAAACUGGUCAGCUAUUGUCCACGCAGCAGGCCCUACAAGCGCUUGCAGAUGAUUUGGAAGCACGCGCAGAUGUCAGCCCAGCGCAGGAUAGCUUUGAGCACUGCUGGGUCCGCGAGGCGGUUCGCAGCAUUAAGCAAGCGAAGGCACCGGCAGCAGGACUCCCUGGCCUGCCACCCUUACCGCAGGAAACGACAGCCAACAACCCUCACCUUUACACUUCUUCUGAGCUGGAGCAAGCUUUGUCCUCUAUUCAGACUCGCAAGCAAUGUAUUCAUGGUCCGCUGGCUGCAGUUAAAGCUUCGGUACCUGAAGCCCGUGAGCUUACAUUGGCCUUAGUCAAUCUUGCAAGGGCUGCUGAAGUUACGGCUACCAGUUGGUGUUUUCGACGAAUCAAUCCUCUCCGCAAGUCUGGGCCACGUGUAGUCAGAAAGCUGCGUUGCCUUAGGCCCAUAAGCCUAACGGCAGAUAUGGCCGCUGUGCAGGAUGCCUUAUGGCUAGCGAGAUGUAAGCGGCAAUUGGAUGCUUUUACAAACCUGAGACAGCUGGGUGGCAAAAUGGACACCAUCUUGGUCAUCCUAGCGGUAAUUCUUCACGUGCAGAUCAGGCAUUACCAGGGCGUUGACACCUACUUGCUUUUCUCUGACAUUCAACAGGCUUUUGACACCGCAAGUCAUGAUGGCAUGCUUUUUUCAGUGUAUCUGGCAGGGGUGGUUGAGGUGGAGUGGCGUCUGCUGAGCGAUUUUCUUGCAAUGGACACCGCGAAUAUCAUGCUGGCAGGACUCUUGUCUCAGGUCUUGACGCUUCGGGCGGGCAUCCCGCAGGGUCGGAAAUUCAGCGUCCAGGUCUUUACGGCUCUGCUUAAGCAUUUUGGAGAGGUUUUGCUCACCGAGUGCUCCCCGUCGCAGUCCUUGCUACCGGAUUUUGCUGCCGAUGCCAUUUCAGGGUUGUGGGCGGCAUUGUCCCCUGCACCAAAUGAUACCUUGUUGAGUGGGUUGGGUGAGCAGCCAAGCUUGCAGCAAGUAGCUGCGGCUGUCGCUCAAGCACCAUCGCCGACAGAAGCGCGUAGACUUGCAAUUCAUUUGCUUUCAAUGCAAAGUACCUGA